AUGGUGCCUAAUAUGCCCACCAAAAGAGAAUAUUUAAAUAUCAUUGUUCAUUAUCUAUCUCAAUCCGUUCAUUAUUAUCUAUCUAUCUAUCUAUCUAUCUAUCUAUCUAUCUAUCUAUAUAUAUAUAUAUAUAUAUAUAUAUAUAUAUAUAUAUAUAUAUAUGUAUACAUAUUUCAAUCUGUUCAUAUCUAUCUAUUUCAAUCUGUUCAUAUCUAUCUCCGUCUGUUCAUAUCUAUCUAUCUAUCUAUCUAUCUAUCUAUCUAUCUAUCUAUCUAUCUAUUUCAAUCUGUCCAUACCUACCACAGUCUGUUCAUAUCUAUCUAUCUAUCUAUCUAUCUAUCUAUCUAUCUAUCUAUUUCAAUCUGUCCAUACCUAUCACAGUCUGUUCAUAUCUAUCUAUCUAUCUAUCUAUCUAUCUAUCUAUCUAUCUAUCUAUCUAUCUCGCUCUUUCAUAUUUACCUCUCUUCCGCUUCCUCGUUUUCAAUCAUCUCCCGUUUACUCUUUAACAUUCAUUUACUGUUUACCUCUCUCUUCAUUUACUGUUUACCUCUCUCUUCCAUUUCCUCUUUACCUCUCUCUUUCAAUUUACAAUUUACCUCUACCGUCUGUUCAUAUUCCGCUUACUCUUUAUCAUUCAUUUACUUUUUACCUCUCUCUUCCAUUUUCUCUUUACCUCUCUCUUCCAUUUUCUUUUUACCUCUCUCUUCCAUUUACUCUUUACCUCUGUCUUUCUAUUUACAGUUUACCUCUCCCUUCUGUUCACAAUUCACCUUCCGCUUAAGCUUUAUCAUUCAUUUAAUCUUUCCAUUUCCAUUUUUUCUUCUGUUUACGCUUCAUUUUCCGCUUACACUUUAUCAUUCUCUUCUAUUUGCUCUUUACCUCUCUCUUCCAUUUACUGUUUAUCUCUCUCUCUCUCUCUCUCUUCCAUUUACUAUUUAUCUCUCUCUUCCGUUUACGUUGUAUCUCGCUCUUCCAUUCACUACUUGUCCCUCUCUUCCAUUUAGUGUUUAUCUCUCAUUUCCAUUUUCUCUAACUCUCUCUUCCGUAAUUCUCUGUUACACUUACUUUUUACCUCUCUCUUAUAUUUACUGUGUAUCGCUCACUUUCAUUUAG
Acanthosepion pharaonis is the source of this 1113-nucleotide messenger RNA. NCBI's taxonomy places the organism in Eukaryota, Metazoa, Mollusca, Cephalopoda, Sepiida, Sepiidae. The record is from the annotation of a GenBank genome assembly.